Meriones unguiculatus (Mongolian gerbil) is the source of this 713-nucleotide messenger RNA. RefSeq names its product splicing factor 3b subunit 5 (gene Sf3b5). Gene Ontology annotation, biological process: mRNA splicing, via spliceosome. Lineage: Eukaryota; Metazoa; Chordata; Mammalia; Rodentia; Muridae. The transcript has a single exon. Gene Ontology annotation, cellular component: U2 snRNP; precatalytic spliceosome. The record is from RefSeq and is a predicted model, not a curated record. The coding region runs from base 167 to 427 and encodes 86 amino acids.
CCGCUUCCGUCUAGGCGUAGAGCCUCUACUCAUGCGUCGUUCUCCAGUGCCAGCAGGAAUACAGGCUUCUUUUGGCGGCAGCGGCGCCGGAGCUUCUCUCCUUUGAACGCUGAGAGGGAGCUCGUGGUCUGCGGUCUGAUCUCGAAGCCCAGAGCAAAGCGGCGAGAUGACGGACCGAUACACCAUCCACAGCCAGCUGGAGCACCUGCAGUCCAAGUACAUCGGCACGGGCCACGCCGACACCACCAAGUGGGAAUGGCUUGUGAACCAGCACCGGGACUCCUACUGCUCCUACAUGGGUCACUUCGACCUCCUCAACUACUUCGCCAUUGCCGAGAAUGAGAGCAAAGCGCGCGUACGCUUCAACCUGAUGGAGAAAAUGCUGCAGCCCAGCGGGCCGCCGGCGGACAAGCCCGAGGAGAACUGAGGCGAGCGUCCCCGAGUCUUCCCCUUCUGCCAGCAGUGGGAGCUUCCUUGCUCCUGCUUCUCCACCAUUCUGCGUUGGGUUCCUCGCCUGACCUGCUUACCCAGGGACGAUUCCGAACAAGUCGUCGAGAGACUGUCGUGUUUCCCGGGGAACUGCGCGGAAGGAGCGAUCCCUGCCAGCGAGGGAGAAGACUGCACGGGAGACAUGGCGCAUUUCGAGUCUGUUUUUCGAUAGUUGUUUGUCGUUUUUGCAUUUUUUAAAUAUAAAGUUUAGUAUUUGAGCUGUC